AUGCGGUUCUACCUACACUUUUUGCUCCUUUCGUUGGCAGGUUCUCUAGUCAAAACAAUAACUUUUACAAAAUAUAAUUUUCCAGUCAUCGAAAUCAAUGGUCAACACAUUUUGCGACUCUCCUCGUUCAGCUCCGAGUUCCAAUCAUCAGUGAAUAACGUUGAAGACGGCGCCUUUUUAUUCGUUUCCUCCAGUGACGAUCCCACUUAUCUCAAGAAUAUUCAAAUCGUUACUGCUGGAUCAACAUUCAAGUCGGUAACUUUCUACUUGGCUCAACUCUGAUCAAUAUUUUAGUGCAUUGGAUAUUUCGAACCGAUUUUUUUCUGGUAGUUCUGGCAGGAAGAUUGGUUUGAAGGUCACGGGAGGUGUUUUCAUAACAACUUCUAACAACAAUACAAUCACGAAAAAGCUUUUUGGCCAGUUGUAUGUCACGACCGCGGCUCAAGCUCAAGGUUUGAGGAUUUUUUAAUUGGAUGCUUCGCUAAAGAAAAACGGUCCCACUGGCAGUCCUAAGUUUUGGCAGUCCCACCGGCAGCCCUAAGUUUUGGCAGUCCCACUGGCAGUCCUAAGUUUUGGCAGUCCCACCGGCAGCCCUAAGUUUUGGCAGUCCCACUGGCAGUCCUAAGUUUUGGCAGUCCCACCGGCAGCCCUAAGUUUUGGCAGUCCCACUGGCAGUCCUAAGUUUUGGCAGUCCCACUGGCAGUCCUAAGUUUUGGCAGUCCCACCGGCAGCCCUAAGUUUUGGCAGUCCCACUGGCAGUCCUAAGUUUUGGCAGCCCCACUGGCAGCCCUAAGUUUUGGCAGUCCCACUGGCAGUCCUAAGUUUUGGCAGCCCCACUGGCAGCCCUAAGUUUUGGCAGUCCCACUGGCAGUCCUAAGUUUUGGCAGUCCCAUUGGCAAUCCUAAGAUUUGGCAGUCCCACUGGCAGUCCUAAACUUUGGCAGUCCUAAGUUUUGGCAGUCCCACCAGCAGUCCUGAAAUUGGCAGUCCCACUGGCAGUCUUGAAUUUCGACAGUCCCACUGGCAGUCCUAAGUUUUGGCAUUCCCACUGGCAGUUCUAAGUUUUGGCAGUCCCAAAUUUUGGCAGUCCCAUUCUUUAAUUUAGGGCAGCUCUGAAAUCAAGAAACCUUUCAAAAACGUUAUUUUGAGAAAAAGUCUCCAACAAUAUUAUUAUUUUCAAGAUUCAAACUUCCAAGUUUACGACGUCGUUGCCCGUGAAACCAUCACUCCGACUGACAACUUGAGCAAAACUUAUGUUCUUUUCAACGUCCACAAUCGAUCCGUCGACGGCUCUUAUCCCUAUUAUUCCGGCAUCAUUUCCAACUUGAAACAGGACCCGGUUGGCUUAUCAAAAUCAAAUGAUUUUAUCACUAUUAUCUUCAGACGAGCACUCUUGUGAUGAGCACUGGUAUUCCUGGACAACAACUGCGAAAUGUUACCAAGUUUUUUGCCAAUCCGCUCAAUGACACCGGUUACAGCCAGUAAGUUUGUUAUUCAAAAUAAAAGAAUAUAGUUUAAAGACGCUUAAACGCCUAUUUUUUUCUUGUCUUCUUUGUCUCAACUAUAUUUUAUCAGCUUCUUCACGAACAUCGAGCCUCUUUCAAUUCCUCUACCCGUUUUCUACAUUACUGGAACUCUAGGUGGCCCAACUUUCACCAUGGAAUCUGGAGCAAGUAUUGUUCUUAUAAUAAUAAAAAAACCAGAAAAAAUUUGAUUGCAGUCCAAGUGACUACCAUCAACACAACCGCCGUAUCGACUUCUGGCCUGAUUAUGGUCAACGACGACGAAAUCGCACUGAAUUACACUGUUAAUUUCAACGCAGAUCAGAAUUACGAUGGUGUUUGUGGAAACUUGGUCAGUUUUAGAAACUAGGGAACCUUCAAAAAAGGAUUUUUUCUUCAGUUUGUGUCCGAUUUGGUGGACUAUGUCGAGGUCGACAGCUUUUUCUACAGCAUCACUUAUCUCAGUGGCUUCAAGUUAUUAGCUUCUUUUGAACAAUAAAUUAUCACUUCAUUCUCAGUUUCGACAAGACCGAACCGUACUUCUCUCGUGAGAAUAAGUUCUACGCUCAACAGCUCGUUAUUAAUGCGACCUCGCCUAAUAUGGGCUUUUAUAGCUUCCAGUAUUAUAACAUCAGUGAGUUUAAAAAUCGACAAAGCACAUUUUCAAACGGAUAUCCUUUUUAGGAGGAGCGCUUCUGCCUACAUCUCCUGCUCCGCCACAAACGAAUCAACCCACGAAUCCAGCAACUUCGAGAAUUCCUAUCACUAGUACAACACAAAAAGCCAUAAUUCCCACCACGACCAAAUCCGCUGAUUUCAAAACAUUCUCCAUUUUACUUUUUUUCUCUGCCAUUCUUCAGCGCCUCUUCUGA
This is a messenger RNA of Caenorhabditis auriculariae, 2373 nucleotides long. NCBI's taxonomy places the organism in Eukaryota, Metazoa, Nematoda, Chromadorea, Rhabditida, Rhabditidae. The record is from the annotation of a GenBank genome assembly.